AUGACACAGCCAAUUGCAUUCAUUCUCGGUGGUGGCCUCCGGAUUGGCCAUGCCGUCGCGGCGAAAUUUGUCUCACAAGGCUACAGCGUCGCGCUGGGACGGCGCAGCAUCCAGGCCUCGGUUGGCAUCAAAGGCGUGACGCCUGUGGCAGUAGACGUGGCGAGUAUGCAGUCUGUCGAGGCGGCAUUUGCGGAGGUCGAGAUCAAGCUGGGGUUUCCGACAGUGGUCGUUUACAACGGUGAAGCCCCCUCUAUGAGCCCCCUUCUCGUCCCGCCCGAGGCAUUUGCGAACGACACGGCCAUCAACGUAACAGGUGGGUACGCGGCGCUAUAUGCAGCAACCCGUGGAUGGGAGAGGCUUCGCGAGGGCGGCUCGGCUACUCAUAAACAUCAAGGGGUGUUUAUCGCGACGGGAAAUGUGACGCCGUUUUAUCCAAAUCCAAUCGCGACCUCGCUAGCGGCCGGGAAAGCGGCGCUCGUGCACCUGAUCGAGCUAGCGGAGCAGGAGUUCUAUUUCGUGUCGCAGAUCCUGGAUGACGGUGGCCCAGUGCCAUACGACCUUGUCAAAGGUGGCGCACACGCGGAAGCGUACUGGGAGAUUGUGCAGGGGAAGGUGGGCAAGGAUACCUGGGAUGUGAGAUUUGUGGUUGGAAAUGAUGGGAGUAUUAAGUAUGGGAUGGGACGAUAA
Penicillium lagena is the source of this 687-nucleotide messenger RNA. RefSeq names its product epimerase/hydratase. The record is from RefSeq and is a predicted model, not a curated record. The transcript has 3 exons. Lineage: Eukaryota; Fungi; Ascomycota; Eurotiomycetes; Eurotiales; Aspergillaceae. The coding region runs from base 1 to 687 and encodes 228 amino acids.